UCUGUCCAGUUCCUAGGGCGCACUCGCUCCACUCCAGUCCGCUAGGUGACAGUAAUGCAAUAAAAUAGCUGUAUCGACAGCUAACCGGAAAUGAAAACAAAUCACAGACGGAAGAAAAAAAAAUGGAAGCGGCAGUGUUCAUUCUGUCACUUGUGGAUUGCUGUGCACUUAUUUUCCUCUCUGUCUACUUUAUUAUCACGCUGUCUGAUCUAGAAUGUGACUACAUUAAUGCUAGAGCCUGCUGCUCCAAGCUAAACAAAUGGGUUAUUCCAGAGAUGGUUGGCCAGUGUCUCUCCACUAUGCUGAUGUUGGUCUCCAUGCACUGGUUCAUUUUCCUCCUCAACCUGCCUGUAGCAGCCUGGAACAUUUACAGGUAUGUAAAGGUUCCGAUGGGAAACAUGGGCGUGUUUGACCCCACUGAGAUCCACAACCGAGGUCAGCUCAAGUCCCACAUGAAGGAGGCCAUGAUUAAACUGGGUUACCACCUGCUCUGCUUCUUCAUUUAUUUGUAUAGCAUGAUCCUGGCUCUCAUCAACGACUGAAGUCCCCAGCAAGCUGCCAAAUUCUAAACUCCACUGUUUCCCCCCUCACAGCCUGCUCCUGUACUGUAUGCAUACAAUCUUUCAUAACAGCAGAGAAAGAAGAAGCUUACUGUUAUUUGUGUUGUUAUGAUCUAAGAAUUUUGACUUUAAAGUGCUCAUAUUAUGCUCAUUUUCAGGUUCAUAAUUGUGUUUAGAGGUUAUAUCAGAAUAGGUUUACA
Molecule: messenger RNA, 760 nt
Organism: Perca flavescens (yellow perch)
Lineage: Eukaryota; Metazoa; Chordata; Actinopteri; Perciformes; Percidae
Gene: cnih4
Product: cornichon family member 4
Exons: 5
Coding region: 123-542 (139 amino acids)
Biological process (GO): vesicle-mediated transport
Source: RefSeq, a predicted model, not a curated record